This is a messenger RNA of Microsporum canis CBS 113480, 2184 nucleotides long. RefSeq names its product neutral trehalase. The record is from RefSeq and is a predicted model, not a curated record. NCBI's taxonomy places the organism in Eukaryota, Fungi, Ascomycota, Eurotiomycetes, Onygenales, Arthrodermataceae. The coding region runs from base 1 to 2184 and encodes 727 amino acids. The transcript has 4 exons. Gene Ontology annotation, biological process: trehalose catabolic process. Gene Ontology annotation, molecular function: alpha,alpha-trehalase activity; calcium ion binding. Gene Ontology annotation, cellular component: cytoplasm.
AUGAGCACGUCAGGCGGGCAACAUAAACGACAUUCAUCCGAUGGCGUCGACCCUUUCUCCCAUCCCGAUAUCUACUACGGCGAACAACGAGGAGUUAAGAAGCAAAACAACCACAGAAGAGCUUUGUCCUCAACUUUGAAGAGAUUCAAUGCUGCAGACCUAGAGCACUUGGUUGCUCGCAGAGGUAGCCAUGAUGAACACUCAUAUUCGCGAAAAUUCCUUAUCGAUGUGGAACCAACGCUGCAGGCCCUCCUCGAGAGGGAAGACACGGACAAUAAUAUGCAAAUUACCAUAGAGGAUGCUGGUCCCAAGGUUCUUCACGUUGGCACUGCGGCAUCCUCAGGUUUCAAGAAGUCUGAUCUAAGAGGGACUUAUAUGCUCUCCAACCUACUUCAAGAGCUCACCAUAGCGAAGGAUUACGGAAGAAAGCAGAUAGUCCUUGAUGAACAGCGUCUAAAUGAGAACCCCGUCAAUCGGCUCUCACGUCUGAUCCAAAACUCGUUCUGGAAAGCCUUGACACGGCGAAUCGACGGCUCUAAUAUCGAAAUCGUGGGUAGAGACCCCAAGGACUGGACUGAUGAUCCGAGGCCACGGAUAUAUGUGCCGCCAGGAGCCCCAGAGCAGUAUGAAUAUUAUAAGCAAAUUGCUGAAUCUCGACCUGAGCUACGGUUAGAUGUCCAACUUCUUCCGGCCGGGGAAAUCACACCAGAAUAUGUGAGAGACCUGAACAGUAAGCCUGGAUUGCUGUCACUAGCUAUGGAAGAAUUUGAGAAUCCAGAUACGGGGAAGAAGGACCUUCGAGGAGUUCCAUACGUAGUUCCUGGGGGGCGCUUCAAUGAGCUCUACGGUUGGGAUAGCUAUAUGGAAUCCCUUGGUUUACUGGUGACGGAACAUGUCGAACUUGCGAGAGAUAUGGUCGUGAAUUUUUGCUUUUGUAUCAAACAUUAUGGGAAAAUCCUCAACGCCAACCGAUCAUAUUACUUAUGCCGCUCUCAACCCCCAUUCCUUACUGAUAUGGCACUGAGGGUAUAUGAUCGAAUUAAAUCUCAGCCGGGAGCAGUGGACUUCCUCAGAGAGGCUAUACUGGCAGCUAUCAAGGAAUAUCAUAGCGUUUGGGUGUCCAAACCACGGUUUGACCCGACUACUGGGCUAUCUAGAUACAGGCCAUCCGGUAUUGGUGUCCCGCCCGAGACAGAACCAACCCACUUUUAUCACAUCCUAACACCAUAUGCAAAGAAAUACGGAAUGACAUUUGAUGAAUUUGUUGAGGGAUAUAAUAGCGGUGAAAUCAAAUGCCCGGAGCUUGAUGAAUACUUCUUACAUGACCGAGCAGUACGGGAAUCAGGCCAUGACACUUCCUACCGUCUUGAAAAAGUAUGCGCAAAUCUUGCGACGAUUGAUCUGAAUUGCCUACUUUACAAGUAUGAAGUAGACAUUGCACGUGUCUUACGUGAGCAUUUCAAGGACAAAUUGUUCAUUCCUCAUGAAUUCCGGACUCCUGAAACUGAAUCUAGGGAGUUUGAAAGUUCAUCGUUGUGGGACCGUCGUGCGAGAAGGAGAAGGGCGGCAAUUGAUAAAUAUAUGUGGAAUGAAGAAAAGGGAAUGUACUUUGACUAUGAUACCGCUAAGGAACAAAUCACCAGCUAUGAAAGUGCAACGACCUUCUGGUCAAUGUGGGCAGGUGUCGCAAAUCCACGACAAGCGGCUCUCCUUGUCAGCAAGGCACUACCAAAAUUCCAAGCGUACGGCGGCCUGGUUUCUGGAACAGAAGAAUCCAGAGGUAAAAUUGGAAUCGACCGGCCUAACCGUCAAUGGGAUUACCCUUAUGGUUGGGCGCCGCAGCAGAUACUCGCAUGGACUGGGCUCAUGCGGUAUGGCUACCAGGAAGAAGCAGAAGAGUUGGCAUAUAAAUGGUUGUAUAUGGUUACCAAGGCCUUUGUUGACUUCAACGGCACCGUUGUUGAAAAGUACGACGUUACUCGCCCUAUUGACCCGCACAAAGUUGAUGCCGAGUACGGGAACCAGGGCAUUGACUUUAAGGGGGUAUCUCGAGAAGGGUUUGGGUGGGUGAAUGCAAGUUAUGUGUAUGGGCUUCAAUUCUUGAACGCACAUAUGAGGCGAGCCCUGGGUGCGUGCACUCCUUACGAAACAUUCAAGGAAGCAACCACUGCAGUAGAAUUCUAG